CGGAAUUUCAGAUCGGGCAAGCGCGUCAUAGGCUGCGGCCGGCGCAGCGUCGGGUAAACUAGGUGUAGUCGACAUGCAUCGCUGCAACACUGGAGCUUGGUAUCGUGAACCUUACCAUCAGCUAUCACCACAACAUGGCCAAGACAUUGCUUGGUGCUCUUGCUCUGGCAGCGUUGCCCUCGGCGCUUGCAUUCCGCAACACUUCGCCCUUCUUCCUCUUCUCCACGGCCGAGUUGCUUAUUGAUGGUACCGAUGCCUCGAUUGCGGAAUCGUCCAAAGUCACCACUGAUGUCCUCGGCGCCUUGAAGGACUGCCCGACGCGGUCAUAUAUCAUCGUCCAGCAAGAAGGAGUCUCCUCCGCCGAUUACGCAGAUGGCCGUAUUACGCCACAUCUGAGCCAAUACAUGGGCGGCAAGCAUGAGGAGGUCAAGACGACCUUCGCACUGCCAGACGUCGUCGGCCAAGUCGAUGCGGCAGCUAUCCUUGCGCAUCUACAAGCCAAAUGCACUCCCAACAACGAUGACCAGAAAGCGGCUGCGUGGUUUAGCAGGAUAAUGUCAAAAGCGCCCGCUACAUCCAAGGCGCUUCGAACGCAACAGCUUCUGUCAGAAGACGCCGAGCUUGAGGAGCAAAUCGUCAACGAGGUGAAAUCGCGAGACUACACCGUCAUCUACAUUACCACUCCACAAACCGAGACGCAGGCCAAGGCUCAACUGGCCGACGAGCAAUACAAAUAUGACAUGGAGAAUUCGUUCGGAGAAGCUGUGCAGAUGGAGCUGAAGCGCGAUCUUUCGUCGCACAUGAAGCGAGCAAACUCGACACAGGGUGGCCUCUUUGAGAGGUAUCAGUACUUCACCCCCGGACUCUUCAUGGGGUUUGCCGCCAUUAUUCCGCUCUUCCUAAUUCUACUCGUCGGCAUCAGGGCGCUUACCAGUUUGGAGGUGUCAUACUAUGCCUUUAGCAAAGAGAUGGGGCCAAAUGCGCAGAAGAAGCAGUGAGUGGUUGAGUCAGGGUCCAGUAGAGUGUAUGAAUAUACCAAUGCGUUAGUGUGGAUAUUGUAGGUUUUGUACGCGCAUCUGCAUCUGGCGUUCGUAGGACAGUUCCGGUCAGUGAAAUUUGACAACAUGUUAUGAAUAAUACUAGGCUGGCGGCUGAGGAUCCCUGCAAAGCACCCUUCCGAGAUUGAUAACUACUAUAUGACACAGCCGGAAAAAUCACUACAUGGCAAGGUGUGACAGCUUCGAAGAGCACCCUUUGUCCAUCGUAGCGAUCUUUAUGAGUAUUAUUUUCUGCCUUGGGUUUUUCACUCUCACUUAUAUGUCAAAGCUCCAGCAUCACGCUCCUAAGGAAGUACAGUUCCAAAAAUGGCAAACUUCACAGCUAAACGUCCCU
This is a messenger RNA of Cucurbitaria berberidis CBS 394.84, 1392 nucleotides long. Its product is annotated as BIG1-domain-containing protein. The coding region runs from base 135 to 998 and encodes 287 amino acids. Gene Ontology annotation, cellular component: endoplasmic reticulum membrane. The record is from RefSeq and is a predicted model, not a curated record. The transcript is spliced from 3 exons. NCBI's taxonomy places the organism in Eukaryota, Fungi, Ascomycota, Dothideomycetes, Pleosporales, Cucurbitariaceae. Gene Ontology annotation, biological process: (1->6)-beta-D-glucan biosynthetic process; fungal-type cell wall biogenesis.